Messenger RNA from Fomitiporia mediterranea MF3/22, 255 nucleotides. RefSeq lists its product as uncharacterized. The record is from RefSeq and is a predicted model, not a curated record. The annotation marks the transcript as partial. NCBI's taxonomy places the organism in Eukaryota, Fungi, Basidiomycota, Agaricomycetes, Hymenochaetales, Hymenochaetaceae. The transcript has a single exon.
AACGCAUUCAUUGUCUUCCGUUGUAAAUGCUGUUUGAAAAAGAACGAGGUGGAGGCUGCACUACCUGCAGAAGAUGACCUGGUCGCACGACAUCAGCGUCGAGCUGACCUCUCCAAAACGAUCUCAUACCAAUGGGGUUCGCUGUUUGUAGAGGAACGUAAAUACUGGGGCGAACUCGCGAAGCAGAGGAAGAAAGAGCACGAGGAGAUGAAUACCCAUGGUACGUCUAUCGGUUGUUGUGAUUUGCUAAGGUAG